AUGAAAUCGGUAGCAAAAACUUGUGAGAAGCACGUUACCUACCAGGAUACAUAUUACCUAACAUAUGAUGUUGAUGGCUCCGAGGCGGUUGUUGAAUUGGUUGAUCCGGGUUUGGAGCAUACGGGUGCGCGAGAGAUGUCAAUCCGCAAGGCUGAUGCUGCUAUAUUGUUCUACCAGGCUUCUUCGCAGUCAUCAUUCAAUCAACUAUACGAUGUGGUUCAUGAUUUCCACUUACGGAGAAAUGAUUUUAAAGUGAUUUUUUAA
This is a messenger RNA of Gongylonema pulchrum, 264 nucleotides long. Lineage: Eukaryota; Metazoa; Nematoda; Chromadorea; Rhabditida; Gongylonematidae. The record is from the annotation of a GenBank genome assembly.